Rotaria sp. Silwood2 is the source of this 1092-nucleotide messenger RNA. The record is from the annotation of a GenBank genome assembly. NCBI's taxonomy places the organism in Eukaryota, Metazoa, Rotifera, Eurotatoria, Philodinida, Philodinidae.
AUGCGUCGAAGUUGUAGUGAUCGAAUAUUUUGUUUUCUUAGUGCUUUAUUAAUAUUCUAUAUUGGAUGGUAUUUAGUCAAUAGUUUUUCUCAAAUUCUACAUGAUCCAGAAGAAGAAAUGACUUAUUUACAUGCUAUUAGUGGAUCAUCACCAAUGAUACACAAUGUUCAAUUAUGUUCUUAUAAUGAAAUUGAUUUUAUUAUUAUUAUUAUUUCAUCAGGUUCACAUUUUCUUGAAAGACAAGCAAUUCGAGAAACAUGGGGAUCAAUGUCUCAUAUAAUGAAUGCACAUUCUCAACGUCUAUUCGUUGUUGGUUAUGAAUAUGGUAGUCAUCUUUAUAAAGAUUUAUCAAAUGAAGCACGAAAUGAACAAGAUUUACUUUAUUUAACUGUUAAUGAUAAUUUAAUGACACUUAAAGAAUUAUAUGCAUAUCGUUGGUUAGAAAAAUAUUGUCCAAACGUAACAUUUACAUUUAAAACAGAAGAUGAUCUUUUUGUUAAUACAUUUCUUUUACAUGAAAUUAUUGGAGAACUUAAAACAAAUCCAGAUAGAUUCCAAAAUCGAUAUUUAUAUAAUAGUUCAUUAGAUUCACUUUUUCUUACUCAUCUUAAUCCUGAUGCACAUACAUUUCUUUUUGGUUGGGCAUUUGAACCAGGUAAACCAGAACGAAAUGCUAGUAUGGGGUCUUAUUAUGUUAGUUAUAAAGAAUAUUCAAAAGAUUUAUAUCCACGUUUUGGUUAUUUAAUGGAUUCUAAAACACGAGAUUUACUUGUUGAGGAAGGUUUUAAAGAUAAAUAUCCAUUUCGUUUUUCGGAUAUAUUUAUAACAGGCAUGUUACCUGAACGACUUAAUUUUAUUUGUGAUGCUCUUCCAUUUACUUAUCAUCAAGGUACUACACAACAAUGUAUAGACAUUAUAAAAAAAUAUAAUAGAAAAACAUCAGAGUUAUCAACACCUCCACUUAUUGUUUGUUCCACUGGUCGUCAUAUAGCACAAAAUACAUUUUCAGAUUAUUAUAGAAUUUGGACAGUUCUUAAAUAUUUUUUUGAUAAUCGAAUACGUACAACACGAAGUAGAAAAUUAAAGAACUAA